Messenger RNA from Penicillium salamii, 1614 nucleotides. Lineage: Eukaryota; Fungi; Ascomycota; Eurotiomycetes; Eurotiales; Aspergillaceae. The record is from the annotation of a GenBank genome assembly.
AUGUCUCUCCCCAACCCCGAGAAAACCAAAAUACCCAAAGACGAACCCCCAAUAGACAAGAUCAACCAACGAGGCACCGAUGCCCACGCCGAACAUGCCUCCGACUCCGACGCACACUCGGAAAAGCCCAAGCUCCAAACCAGUGGCAAGCCCGAACUCACCGAAGACGACUGCUACGACAAGCUAGGCUUCUGCUUCCCAACAUGGAAGAAAUGGACCAUCCUCACUGUAAUCUUCCUAGUUCAAAUGUCCAUGAACUUCAACACAGGCGUCUACUCCAACGCCGUCCCGGGUCUCGUCGAACGAUUCCACAUCAGCGAACAAGCAGGUCGAGUAGGCCAGUGCGUCUUCCUAGUCGCCUAUGCAUUUGGAUGCGAGCUUUGGGCUCCAUGGAGUGAAGAGUUUGGCCGAUGGCCUAUCAUGCAGCUUUCUCUGUUCCUGGUGAAUAUCUGGCAGAUUCCGUGUGCGCUGGCACCGAACUUCGGGACAAUUGUUGUGUGUCGAGUUUUGGGGGGCUUGAGCUCUGCUGGUGGAUCGGUGACUCUGGGUAUGACGGCUGAUAUGUGGGAAGCUGAUGAUCAGGGUUAUGCCGUUGCCUAUGUGGUUCUUUCGUCGGUGGGUGGUUCAACUGUUGGGCCGUUCUUUGGUGGGAUGAUUGGGCAGUGGUUAGAUUGGCAUUGGGUGUUUUGGAUGCAGUUGAUUGUUGGUGCCGUGACGCAGAUUAUACACUUUUUCAUGGUGCCAGAGACUAGAGCGUCGAUUCUGGUUGAUCGGGAAGCUCGACGGCGUCGGAAGGAAGGGAUCGAUGUAUGGGGUCCCAAUGAGUUGAAGACUCCCCGGUUGGAUGUUCACGAUGUGCUUCGAAUCUGGAUUCGUCCUUUCGAGAUGUUCAUCCGCGAACCUAUCGUUCUCUUCCUUUCUCUCCUGUCUGGUUUCUCCGAUGCCUUGAUCUUCGUCUUCACAGAGUCUUUCUCCCUGGUCUUUGAACAAUGGUCCUUCAAUACCCUCGCCGUAGGCUUGACCUUCGGCUCAAUCCUCAUCGGCUAUGUCCUCGCCUACUUAAUCUUCCUACCAGACAUCUAUCGACAGAUCCAAACAAGACGCAAAUUCGGCGCAGCAAGUCGUCUCGCAGAGCGUCGUCUCCUAUUAUUGCUCUUCAUCGCACCCCUCGAACCAAUAGGUCUGCUUGGCUUCGCAUGGACAUCCAUGGGUCCCCCCAUUCCAUGGAUUGCACCUUGCAUAUUCGCCUGUCUGAUUGCAAUGGCAAACUAUGCCAUCUACAUGGCGACGAUCGAUUACAUGGUCGCUGCAUACGGACCGUAUUCUGCAUCUGCAACAGGUGGCAAUGGAUUCGCACGCGAUUUCCUCGCUGGUAUCGCGACCAUGUAUUCGACGCCGAUGUACCAGAAUAUGGGGUCGAAGUAUCAUUUGCAAUGGGCCAGUACACUACUUGGCUGCGUGGGCUUCUUGGUCUUGAUCCCCAUUUAUGUCUUCUAUUGGAAGGGCCCGGCUAUCAGGGCCAAGAGUAAAUUUGCCCAGAAGCUGGCUGCUGAUCGUGAUAGACAUUCUGAGAGCCGGAGGGCCAGUCAGGUUAGAGCUUCUGUUGGUGCUUAG